This is a messenger RNA of Onychostoma macrolepis, 5657 nucleotides long. RefSeq names its product sphingosine kinase 1. Lineage: Eukaryota; Metazoa; Chordata; Actinopteri; Cypriniformes; Cyprinidae. The transcript has 5 exons. Bases 103 to 1599 code for a protein of 498 amino acids. Gene Ontology annotation, biological process: cellular response to growth factor stimulus; negative regulation of apoptotic process; sphingosine biosynthetic process. The record is from RefSeq and is a predicted model, not a curated record. Gene Ontology annotation, cellular component: cytoplasm; intracellular membrane-bounded organelle; membrane.
UCUCUCUCCCGCACACACACAAACACACACACACGCACGCACAUGUGUUUAACGAGCGUCCCGCGGUAGCACACACUCACUGCAGCACCGUCCCGCCGCGGGAUGGAUGAACCGGACGCGGCGCGUCAGCGGAACGGGCCCGCCGCGGGCGCGCGCAUGCACGGUUUGUUCACGGACACGGACACCGGGCGGCUCACAGUCGCGCUGACUCUGUCGGACAGCUGCCUGACUAUCCAGAGGAUCAGCUGCGCUUCACCGCCGGAGCACCUGGACCUGCGCGACUGCCUGGGGAGCCGCGCGCACCGGGGCGAGAGCGAGGACCAGGGCGCGCAGCUCUGCGUGUAUUUCUACGCGUACCGGCGCCGCUGGAUGGCCUCGGGUCCGGUGCGCCAGAGGGACGAGCGGCGCUUUCGGCUCGCGCUCGGUACGGAGGAAAGCGAUGAGGACGCGAGCCUGCGCGAGGCGGAACGGUGGGCGCGCGCCAUCAACACCGCGCGGCGUCCGGAACACACGCACGGUGUGUUCUUCUCUGAGGUCCGUCGACCAUGUGGCGUGAUGGUAUUGGUCAAUCCUCAGAGUGGGCGGGGCCAAGCGAUGGCUCUCUAUAAUGGCCACGUUCAGCGGAUGCUCACUGAGGCGGAUAUACCGCACACACUCUUCAUCACAGAGCGUCAGAAUCACGCGCGGGAUCUGGUGCGGAGCGCUGACCUGACGCAGUGGGAUGCUCUGGUCAUUCUGUCUGGAGACGGGCUGCUGUUUGAGGUCGUGAACGGUCUAAUGGAGAGGCAGGAUUGGGAAAAGGCCAUCCAGACUCCUCUGGGAAUCCUUCCUGGAGGUUCAGGAAAUGCACUGGCUGCUUCAGUCCAUCACUACACGCGAGCGUCUCCGGUGUGGGGUGAAGAUCUGCUGACCAGCUGUGGCUUUUUGCUCUGUAAGGGUGUGGUGUCUAAACUGGACCUGAUCUCCAUCAGCCUGUCGUCCGGCGCUCGUCUCUUCUCCUUCCUGUCUCUGGCCUGGGGCUUCGUGGCCGACGUGGACAUCGAGAGCGAGCAGUUCCGUCAGAUCGGAGCGCUGCGCUUCAUCCUCGGCACGCUGCUGCGCCUGGCCUCCUUACGGAUCUAUCAGGGAAAACUGGCCUUCCUGCCAGCCGAAAACGAGUGCGGAUCGGACUCCGCAAGCUUUUCCCCCGCCGACAGCCGGCUGCCGGACCACCUGCUCGCCCCGCUGGAGCAACCCGUCCCGCGGAACUGGACGCUGGUGGAGGAGCAGGAGUUCGUUCUGGUGCUCGCCAUGUUCCAGUCGCACCUGAGCGAGGAUCUGCUGGCGGCUCCGGACGCGCGCGCUGACGACGGGCUCAUCCACCUGUUCUACGUGACAGCGGGAAUCUCACGCGUCGCGCUGCUGCAGCUCUUCCGGGCCAUGCAGAGCGGGACGCACCUGGACUGUGGCUGUGCACACCUGGUGUAUCGGCGCGCGCGAGCGCUGAGGCUGGAGCCGCUGAGCGCCCCCGGCGUGAUGACGGUGGACGGGGAGCGUGUGGAGUACGGGCCUGUGCAGGCGCAGGUGCACAGAGGAGCGGCCCGCCUCAUCUCCGCGUGAACCAUUUAAGGGCCAGAUUUACUAAACAGGGCAAAUUAGCAUUAGAGCACAAUUCCAUAAAAGCGCUGAUGGGAGGGGAAAACUCUGCGAGUGAUUUACCAACAAUGCGCACAGUAAAGAACACAGACACAGUCAGAUAAUUUCCAUAACGACUAGCGCAAUCUACCAAGAGCAGUGCAAAUUACCGCUUGCUUUAAAGGGGUCAUCAGAUGCCCAUUUUCCACAAGUUGAUAUGAUUCUUAAGGGUCUUAAUGAGAAGUCUAUAACAUACUUGGGUUCAAAUUUCUCAAUGGUAGUGUAAAACAACACUCUUUUUACCCUGUCAAAAUCAGCUCUUUUUAGAGCAAGCCGUUUUCUUGCAUGCAUCUUUAAAUGCAAAUGAGCUGUGCUCGCCCCGCCCCUCUCUUCCGAGCCGCUCUCUGAGAGACGGUAAACUUUAGCCGCAUUCAUUGUGAAACUUCCUAACUAGCACGUUAUUAGGAAAGCUGAUUUGCAAAGAUUCAUUAAAAAAACGUAUACUCAAUUCUUCUGGAGGUGAAGCUGGAUCACGAAUGAUUCGCGUAACCAUAAACGCAUUUAGGUAGAUCGGGGGAGCAUUCCCUUCAAAAACAAACAUAAUCCUCUGCUUCUUCAGCGGAUCAGAUGUCGGGAGUAAAUGACAACUGCUAUGUUCAUUAUUACAUCCAACAACAAAACACCUCAGUCGCUUAGGAGACAUUCUUUUCUACAUCUGCUCCGGCGGUGAAACAAUGGUGGACUGAUGACAGAUCACUCAGGGUGGGUCUAAGGUAACACACCAGUCCAAUCUGUGCUGAAACGCUAGUGUCAAUCAACUAUCGUGGGAGGAGCCUGGGUUUGUGGGACAUCACACAGCCAAGAAGCUGAGAACGGCUUGAUUUGUGAAAGGGGUAAUGAUUUUAGUUGAUAAAAAAAUAAUAAAAACACUGGGUGGAUUUUAUCAUUAUAGGGUGGUUGUGUACACACACUGCCAACACACAUUUAUGUUCAAACAGCCUGUAAGAAUGUAUUUUGCAUCCGAUAACCCCUUUAAUACAUGCCUUUUGGGGAUUAAAUAAUGGUGAAAAUACCAGUUAUUUUACGAGGGCAAACGUUAGUAGCUAAAUCGAGUUGCGUGAUUCAUUUUAAUACUCUCCUCCCAUAAAUUUUGCAUCUGAAAGGGAAACUCCUGUAAAUGCGUAUUCUAUAAGGUCAGGCCCAAAAAUAACUGUGUCUGCACCUUUUCAGUGCUAAUUCUUCACUGCGUGUAUUUAGUAAAUCCUGCCAUUACUAUUUUAACACCAAAAGAUGGUUUGCUCUGGCAUAAGCUGUUAGUAAAUCUGGCCCUUAAAAGGGAAAUCCUUUACCUGAAGCAACAUGGAACCGCACAAUCCUGACUGGCUGCCGUUAAACUUGAAUUUAAUGUUCGUUUGUUUGUUUUAUUGAGGAAUUGUAACUUUGAGUGAAUCUCACGAAACCAGGUGUCGGGGUCAUAGCCUAUUUCACCCCAAAAUCAGAAGACAUGAUACACUUUGUGGUUACAAGACUGACUGUUUUUACAUUGACAUUGUUUCCCUGACAUAAAUUUGCAUAAUUUAAAUACAAACAUUAAAAAAUCGUAAAUUCAUGUUCAAAAAAAUAUUUAUUUUCUUUGAUUUUUGGGAUGAAAUAUGAACUUGAGCAGGUUGAGAGUCAUCAUUUCUGAUGAUUGUGCAUCUGACAUGUCUCGGUCACAUUUCAUCCCAAAAAAACAAGAAUUUUUUUUUAAUGUUUUUACAAGUUUACAUUGAUUCUGAUUACAUUGAUUGAACUCAUUUUUAUUGAAAAAUAGUACAAUGAAAAAUAUCCAUGUAAUCUACAAAAUUACUUGAUUUUCUUUAAGCAAACAAAUAAAUAAACAAAUUAAUUAAUUAAUGAAAUAGAUGAGGUGAAAUAUGAGCUGAGCAGGUUGCAAUUCAUUUUAGGGUCAUUCUUCACUCCAAAAAUCAAAAGAAAGAAAAAUAAAUGCAUAAAAUUGACUUUUUUUAUACUGACUGUUAAUUGAUUGUUUUUACUUCAUGCAAAACAUAAUUUUGAAUCGAUUUUCUGUGGGUGAAAUAUGAACUGAAUAAGUUGAGAUUCAUUAUCUCUGAUUCUUGUGCAUCUAAAAGCAUGUCCAGGUCACAUUUCAUACCAAACAACAGAAGAAAUUAAAUUUUGCUUUAAGAAAAUGCACUGUUUUUACAUUGUGACAUUAUUUUCAUCACAGUCAAACACAUUAAACCCGAAAUAAUAACUGAAAACAUUCCCAAUGCAAAGCUUCUUCAUUUAAUACAUAAUAAGCUUUGUUUCCUUUAUGCGAAACGCAGUUACUUAUUUCUUUGCUUGGAUUUUUGGAGUGAAAUAUGAGAUCUGUCAUCUCUGAGGUUUGGUGAGUUUCAUGGUCUCUGAUGCUGGAGUUUAUGCUGCUGCGAUGCACCAAUCUUGAUUUUCAGAAGUGCCAAUGUUGAAAAUAUGAUAUAGUUGUUCAUCUUUAUUUUUCUAUGAUAUAAAUCAGGUUAUGUUUAUGUUUAUUGUUUAUUAUUAUUUAAGAGCGGUUUUACUGUCAGUGUGUGUGUGUGUGUGUGUGUGUGUGUGUGUGUGUGUGUGUGUGUGUGUGUUUGUGAUGAAGACUCACCAGCCGCCUGCACCAAUAUAUCUCAAUAUCUGAAGGUUUUAUUAUGCCUGCCGUAGAUGAACCAUUAUUUAAAAUAUAAAUACUAAAAUGAAAAACAGAAAUAUUUUCCUUCUAGCCAUGAAACUGUUUUGCUGUUAUUAGCUAUUAUAAGCUGUUUCUCUAUGUACCAAACAUGCUGCCUUCAGAUCCUCCUGGAAAAUUACAGUUUUUCAUCAACAACAUCCAAAAUAACAGCUAAAUACGCUGUAUUGUUGACAUUGUUACAUGCUCAAUGCCCUGUCAUUGAAAACUUUUCUCAUGAAUGUGUCACAGAAACAUUAGUUAAACUAUUUAAAAAAAAAAAAAAAACCUGUUAAAAGACACAAAAUCUGAUUUGCUUCUGGGGUCAGACUAUCAUUCUCACAUUACAAUUUUAACUUGAUAAUUAACAAAACAACAAUAAAAUGGACAGAUGUUCAUAAAGAGCUAAAAUUGUUCAUUACUCAUUGACAGUUCGCUUAUAUAAGCAUCAACUUCAUAUUCAUUGCAUGACCAUCUUUUAAAAUCCAAAUUUUCCAAACCAUCACAGAAUUCAUCAAAUCCAUUGAUAACACUUACUGAUGUUUGUGCUGCCUCCAAGAUGAUGUCACUUCCUGGGUGAUGUCAUCAGUGAAAGGUUAAAGGUUUAAACAUUUAUUAAAUGAGCAUCCAUAGCCAAAGCUGUUUGCUUCAUUGUGAACUAAAAUGUUUUUUUUUAAAUUGUGAGUUUAAUAUCAUUUUAGUCUGGCACAGAGGUUCUGGGUUUUAAAACAACCAAUAUUCAGGUUCAAAUAUUUGCAUUAAUAAUAUUAAAUAAUAGCACAAUAUCUUAGAUGUAAUAUAGCUCAAAGUUCAAAAUAUCAGUAUGGGUUUUUCAGUGACCAGUUCUUUUAUUUUUGCAUUUUGUCCCUGUUGAACAUUUUGUUACAGGCUUGUUCAGACCAGCCAGAUGCGGACCAAUGGACAGAUUCAGGCUAACCGUGACUGAAAGGUUUAAAGCCAUAUAGAUGAUCAAACAUCCAUAGGACAUGUUUUGUUGAUUUGUGUAUUUGAUGACACUCUCUAGAGUUUGUAAAGUGAAUCAAGUUCAGAACAGUGUGACUUAUUGAAUCAGAGUUGAAAUGAUGUAAACACUCCAUAUUGUUUUUGAUGGUAAAGGAAUUAUAUUUGAUUUGCGCAAUGAUUUUUGCACAAUACUGUAUGUGACCAGAGGGGAACAAUCGGAAAUAAAAGUGAUUUGAUUUAUUUGAAAAUUAAAAAUGUGCAUAUGAUUGCAACUGUACUGUGAUAUUUAAAUAGCAUUCUCUAUACUUGAGAUAAAUAUAAAAAUAUGUUCUAUAUUUUUCCAAAGUUAUACAUUUUUAUGAAAAAAUAAAUUUUCAGAUGG